Molecule: messenger RNA, 10258 nt
Organism: Xyrichtys novacula (pearly razorfish)
Lineage: Eukaryota; Metazoa; Chordata; Actinopteri; Labriformes; Labridae
Source: the annotation of a GenBank genome assembly
GUUAGAUUUCCUGCUUGUAUCAGUGACAUGCAGAUGUUCUAGAUAAAGCAGCACACACAGCAUCUUCAUAAAGGAAGUCAAUAACCAACAAUACACUUUCUUAUAGAAAAGAGACUCUGUUUAAUCUCACCUGGUGGAGGGUUCAGCCCCAGAGUCUCAGUUGCUGUGGGUCUGUGAACAGGCGGGGGGUCAUUUGUGGGUUUGUGAAGAAGACCAAUAUCCUCCAUUGCUGCUAUGGCUGCCGAGCAGGGAACAGGUUGUGAGGCAAACAACAAAUGACAACAUAUGCUUUUACAAUAACAUAUCAGGCUUCUAGCAUCAAUUACUUUGUUGAUAUCGGUCUUAACGCGCUUUUUACUCAUAUUUAAUCCGUUUACACCAAAGUCAUCCAGAUGUAUUUGCAGAGGAAAGCGUUUCAGGUCUGUCAUUUAUCAACAAAGUAAGUCCAAACAGCUUUUAUGCGUUUAGUUUUCAUGUUUUCCUCUCUUUUUGUGCAGCUAAUUAUGUGCGAAUGUUGUUGUGGAAGGCUGAAACCACCAUGAAGUCCCUCUGAAAUGAGUCGUAUUUUGGUGUUUGCUUACAUAGUGUUACACAUUUGAAAACGUCGCGUAGACCCGUCGGUUCCAUCCAGAUAAAGUCACAGUUUUCACCCUCUGCUCGCUUUUCUCUCCAUCACAGAUAAGAGUGUAAAACUCCUCCACCUUUGGCUCCGUCAGCUCACGGCUAACGUUGAUAAAUUAUCCAACCGCCUGAUCUGUGCAGCUCCAUACUGGCAGCUGCCAUGUCUGAGCAUGCGCACUGGCCUUCAACACACAGCUAUGUUUAUGUUGUCUGAAGAGAGAGUGGCGGGAGAAAUAUCCAGAUAACCUACUCUAUUCAAUAGUUAAUUAAAGAUUUACAUCUCCUUUAUUUAAAGCUGAUAUUUGUGAAUGUCUUAGUUAUAUGUAGCUAAAAUAUAUGGAAGUAAACCUGUGCCAUCUGGUUUUGAAUUUGAAUUUCUAAAACUGAAAUUUUUUUUGCAUCAAAAUCAGACUUGAAUGUCAAAAACAUCACAUUUUAAGCACUCAUUUUUAUUUCUUACACUUAUUUUUUUUCACAAUGAGGAAAUAAAUUCAGUGUAAAAAAAAGUAUCAAAAUAUCUGUAUUGUCGGAAUUAAAAUACAAGGAGAGCAUUUGAAGGUUCAAGUUAUUUUUAGGGUUUUGGGGAAAAAAGGCAACAUAAAACAGAAAGACAUUUAUAGCUUUGCUCAUCCUCCUGCUGACUUGAAAGCAAGGGAAGGAAGGAAACUAUCAGGGAGUUCAACGUUUUUGCUCAGGGUUUCAUCCUUCACUUGUUUUAAUGGGUACAGCGCAAGGCAAAGGUUUGCUCUUCUGGGGCAAAAUCAGAGCCAUGUUCUUUGACUGACAAUUAUUUUAAUUUUGUGGUAUAACUCCUCACAUGUAGGGCAUGGAUAUCCAUCUUGGUUGUAUAUAUUUUAGUGGGUGGCGUGGAGUGAUUCAAAUCCAGGGUUUACCCUAAACCCAGGUGGUUAUUUCCACUAACCACAUCUAUCUUAACUUAUAAAAGUGAGGAAUCAAUAAAAUGUUAUUUUCUUGUUUGUAAUAUUCAAUUCUGAAAGGUAACUCAAUAAAGUGAGGACAUUUAAAUCUGCUGAUCUUAAUUCUUCUGGGGACUCAAAAUAAAGAUAUGUCAAAAAUCACAGUUUGAAGUUACCGCUCAGUUACCCCUGAACUACUAUGAUGACUUUAUUAGUCCUCUAAACUAAAAUGGUGGACUUUUAUGUUUUUGACUUCAUGUUGUAGCUCAUAGAUACCACAAUUGAUGUAUAAAACAAUUUUAAAAUGAUCUUUUUUGGUCUGAACACAAUUCUAAUCAAACUUAUGACAGACUAAAUUCACUUUACAGAGUGAAAAAUGUUGUUUUUCUGUAAAUAAAUGUCUAACCCCUUCACCCAUGUGCUUCUAACCUUCACAGACUCCAUGAAUUGAUGACCAUCUCUUAAAUAUUUGGUCACAAGAUCAAUUUCUUUUACCAUUUCAAAGCAACAGGGGUUGGAUCAACUUACCCCACUGUCACCUAUGUCUCUUAACUGUUUGUGCAGGUUUAGCUUUUGGACACUAGAUGGCGAUAAUGGACUGUUGUAAAACUCCAUAUACAGUCUACGGGAAACCUCACACUGUAGAUAUCAUUAUAUCACCACUGCACUAUUUCCAUGUGGUAACUUUUUAACCUGCAGAGGUUGUCGUUUUUUUUUAGACAAAACUUUAUCAAACCAGGACUUUGAGUGGAUGUUGUUAAACAGUAAACUGUGCUCCAUUUCUCUCUGUACUACAGCUGUAGUUCUGGCAGGGACGGAGGGGACUUACCGUCAUGUUCGACUAUAAAACCACAACUUUCGGUUUCUCUUGUUGAAGUUGAAGCUCGCGCGACGUACCGGGAGCUAACGUCUGACCGUUGGGGAAUCAUUAGCCGACAUUUGUCGUUAAAUAGUGGCUCUACCGUCGAUUUUUUUACGUUUUCAAGCCUCAUAAUCAUCGAAGUUGACUCGUCGUUCGGAAAUGUGAGUAAAAUUUGACCUGAAUACGCACUAACUUAGCUAAACUGAGCUAGCCAACAUCACCGUCACAUACACACUAAUGUAUGCUCACAUGCGUCGUGGUUUAUGUUGUGGUUGUGUUGUGGUUUAUAUGGGUGUGUUACUCCGCUCCGUAUAUCUGUAGGUCACUUUGUUUGUCUUUGGGCUUUUUGCCAAUCUGCUUAAAAGAAAUCAGCAGGGUAGAAGAAAACGAAAGUAAAUGCUGUACAGAGACAGUAAAGGCUCAAAUAUACUGAAAGUCGUUGUGCUGUUUACUGGGUAUUCCCCUAUUGUGUGACAUGUUGCCUGCUGUUUACACAUAUUUUAAAUUUCCUAAAUGUUUUUCAUUUUGGACUAACAUAUUCCAAAUUCUUACAAAAGAUUUGCAUAAUACUAAAGCUUGACAUUCAACUGGUGCUGUAAGAGUCUCUUUGCCAGUUUUCUUAACUUAAUAAACGCCCCCUAUGAGUGAAGUUGUUAUCCUAUCCAAAUGAAGAAAAAUCUCUAAGAUUGACCCUUUUUUCAUUUCUUACACUAUUAAGAAGUGCAAACUAUAAUUACUGAAAACGUUGUUUGUAUUCUUUAUUUACAUUGUUAAGGAGAAAGUGGAGUGACAAGGAAGUGAAGCAGUAAAACCUACUUUACCCAAUAAAAGCUUUAUAGAGUUAAUGUUUUAACAUGUUAAAUGCAGCUGUAAUUGGGUUGUUAAUAUGAGCCUAAUCAGUGAAACCUGAUAACAUUGUUCUGAAGUUUGACUUGUUUCUCUGACCUUCUCUGCAGACCCUGUGAAUUAUGCAGAAAAUGAACUACUUCUUCCCUGUACUCUUCGUCUGCCUGGAUGUCUGCGUGGUGCACGCCCUCCGCUUGGCCCACCUCUCACCUGUGCUCAUCCCCCAUCCGUACGUCGCUCUGUGGGGAGGAGCGUUGACCCGGGCUGCCAUCCUCGUCUUCCUCACCCUCACUUACCCUGGUAGCCUACCAUGGAUGAAAAGCUCUGCAGGUCUGCAGAGUUUAGGGGUUCUUUGCUUCCACUUCCCAGUGUACACCACUCUUCUCUGGGUGCUGGGACAGUCUACCAUGGAGGAAGUGUGGGGGUGGCACUCCUGGGACAGGGUGGGUAGCUGAUUAAGAACUGUAUUUGAAAACCUUAUGUUGCAGGUGCAGAUGAGCUGGGAUUGAUCCAACUACUGUUUUAUUGCUGACUGAUCACCUUUUUCCUCAAGCUUGGCUCAAAAUGAUGACUAAAGGUCACCUUUUGUUGCUAGUCUGAUAGCUUUCUCUGAUAGUUCAGUGUUUUAUUAUCAGACAAGUCACCCCGUGUAGUGAAAAGUGACGCAAUCUUGAAACAAAAAAAUGUAGUCCACCAAUAAUCAACCAUUUCUUCUUUCACUUUAUUGAGCAAUGUCUUUAAGGGUUACAUAACCUGUCCUUAUAGAAUUAAAAAACGUGUUUUAAAUAUAAUAUCUACUUUUUGCAAAUGAGCCAUUGAGCCCUGUACAUGAACAGAACCAAAAGUGAAAGUUGCCAUUUUCGAAAUCCUUUUUCUUUUGCAUUAAAUGGUUAACCUCGGAUGCCUUAUCUGUAUUUUACCCAUCAUUUGUCUUGCAGGUGUUACAGGGUUAUGCUGUCACAGUGGUGGCAUGGCUCUACUGGAGUCGAUACGUGUCUUCUCUUUUGGUCUCUUGGGGUCAAUACAUCUCGUCUCUGUGGAAGAAGACACCAUCUGAGGACCCUGACGACCACACCGGUGCCUCUCUGAAGAGACUGUUGGGGUACAUGAGGCCCUAUUUUGGACGCUUUGUGGCUGUAUUGUGCCUAGUUGUUCUCUCUUCUUAUGGUAAGUGAAACAACAACUUUAAUGUGGUUAUUUUCUGUGUUUUAAAGUAGUUUUUGUGUUUUUCUCUGUAAUGCCACAAAUUAGUUUAAAAGUUAUGAGUUUAGAACAAAGUAGAACUUAUUUUAGGAUUGUUUUUAAGCUUUAACUUUGAAUUGAGACAUUUUUAAAGAUACAUUUUAAAACUUUUUGUUGUCUUUGAAGCUAACACACAGUCGUAAAAAUCACACUACUUGAUUUCAAUGAUGUCAAUAUGAUACAGUAGCAGGGAGAAGAAGGAUGUAUAGUCUGGACUCGUAGAAAAACAAGAGACUCUGUUGACUCCCCCAGAUCAAUAUUGUGUCAAUGUGAACUUCUGCCCUCAGGUGAGAUGGCUAUCCCCCAGUACACAGGGCGUGUGGCAGACUGGAUCCUUAAUGAAGAGGAACCUGAUGCUUUCACAGAGGCCAUCAAAUUCAUGACACUAAUGACUAUUGCCAGGUAAUGUAGCCUUUGGGACAAAACAAUUUUAUUUUAAAAUGGACUUCAAAUUUUAGGGCCCUUUUCUUUGGAAUUGGUGGAAUAACAAAGUUACAGGAUGUAACCACAGCUAGCAAAACUUCUCCUUUUUAUUCUGGAGAAGAGAUAUUAUUUGAAAGUUAAAUAAUUUGGGUGUUCGACAGCGUAACAUGUAUGGCCUCCUCUGUUUCAGUGCUGUGCUGGAGUUUUGCUGUGACCUCAUGUACAACAUCACGAUGAGCCUGGUCCACACCUCAGUGCAGGGAAUUGUCUUCCAGGCUGUGAUGAAACAGGAGAUCGCCUUCUUUGAUGCCACCCCUACUGGUUAGUUGUAAAUACUUCAUCAGAUUAAUUGCACUUGUGCUGAGGCUUUUGAUUUGCUUUUUUAUGGACUUUGUGUUGGCUGGUUUAAACUCAGGAUUAAACAACACAUUGAAGUCACGCUGCAAGUGUUUUCAUCGUUUUGACGAGGCUUAUGCACAUUCUGUUUCUCUCAGGUGAACUGGUAUCCCGCAUCACCACAGACACGAACAACAUGAGUGAAGCUCUGAGUGAGGAACUCAGUCUGCUGAUGUGGUACUUCGCACGUUUUGCCUUCCUCUUAUACUUCAUGGUGAGCCAGUCCUGGAAGCUGACCCUGCUCACCUGCAUGGGCCUGCCCAUCAUCUGGGUCAUACCUGAGCUCACAGGAGGCUUCCACCAGGUAAAGAGAAGCACCAUUCUGAUGAGACUUGAGAAUGGAUGUAAGGUACUUGUGUACUGUGAAAGAGACCGUCCUAUUGGUACAGUUGGCAGUGCAGUUAGUGUGAUGCACCCAGACCAACACUUUUAAAGUGGCCUGUGAUUGUUAAAACCUGUCAGUAAGAUGCAGUGACUGAUUCAGGCUUCAACUAUUGGCAUCUGGGAUUAUUUUUUGUAUCUAAGCAGCAGUACACUGACAAAGCUGAAUCAGUUUUCAGCUUUUGUAUUUAUAGUUUUUAUAUAUUACUUCAUUUUUCCCCUAAAUGAGUAUCACUUACACUUAUAACCUACUUUGUCUUGUUGUUUUAAACUCAAAAAUGACAGAAGAGGCUAACUGGAAAUGCUGAUUGGCCGAUGUACAAUGCUGAUGUCAUGUUGUUAUUGUUGUUUUGCAUUUGAUUGAUUAAAACAGUUAAAUAAUAUUAAGAUUGACAUCUCAUAUAAAUUUACUUUUAUUAUUCCAUGCACAAAACAAUCUAAUAUAUGUAUAUAUAACUAUCUUAGCCAGUAACAUGUUUUAUAUGUAUUUUUAAUUUGAUGUAUUUUUAUCCCCACCUCAGACUAUCGCUCGAAAGGUCCAGGAGUCACUGGCUAAGGCCAACCAGGUGGCCACAGAGACUUUCUCCUGCAUGAAGACCGUGAGGAGUUUCGCCAACGAAGAUGGGGAGACAGAGAGGUACAGACUACAGCUGGAGGAAACCUACGCCCUUAACAAACAGGAAGCAGCAGCGUAUGCAGCCACCACCUGGGCAAACAGCGUAAGUUAAAACCUUAUUAAAGUGAAAGUGCAGGGUUUUCUUUUCUGCUGUGUUUGUAUAGGAGUAAUUUUGCUCUAUGUCUGUAGGGUAUAGAAAAACAUGCAUGUAAUAUUUGUAAUGUCACUUGACAGGACGUAUACUUGCAGAGGAACAUUUGAAUACUGUUUUGCAUAAUAGCUUAAAUAUAUAAAUCACUGUCUUUUUCCAGUUUGCCACCCUGGCCCUGAAAGUGUGUAUCCUGUACUACGGGGGGACUCUUGUGACCAGGGGGGCUGUCAGCAGCGGUGAUCUGGUGUCAUUUGUUCUCUAUGAGCUGCAGUUUGCUUCAGCUGUCGAGGUAAACCACAGAAUAAGUUUGAGUUAUUUACAGUGUCGUGACACAUGUUUGACACAGACUAUGAUGGGCUGAUUGUUGAAAAUAUGUAAAUAGUUGAAAUGCCUCAUUCCUCCUCCUCUUCUCCAGGCUGUCAUGCGUUAUUACCCAGAGGUGAGGAGGGCAAUCGGUGCCUCUGAGAAGAUCUUUGAAUAUUUGGAUCGCAAACCUAAAGUACCUCCAGAGGGUACUUUGGCCCCCCAAAAUCUUGAGGGACACAUUCAGUUCAAAAACGUCUCAUUUUCAUAUUCGGAGGAGACAGAAAAAAAUAAUUCUGUGCUCAAGGUAUGUUUGUUUAGGCAUUAAUAUCCCACAUGUACAUAACUAAAUUGCAUCAUUCAUUCAAGCUUUGUAAAAUGAUUAUUCCUCCUCUCUACCAGGACGUGUCUCUGGACAUUAAACCAGGUCAAAUCACUGCCCUAGUGGGCCUUAACAGAUCAGGGAAGUCCAGCUGUGUGAAGCUGCUGGAGAGGUUUUACCAGCCGCAAGUCGGGGAGAUUUUACUGGAUGGGGAACCACUGCAGAGCUACAAAGACCAGUACCUACAUGAUAAGGUUUGUCGUCAAAGACUUAUAUUAGCUGAUAUAGUCGUACAAAUAUGAUGAUAAAAGGAGGAUUAAUUAUUAUUCAUUAAAGGUGUCAUCUCAGGUUCCUUAAAAUGGGUCUUAAAUUUCACUUCUUUGCUCUGUUUUUACUGAUUGUUUUAUUAUGACUGAUCACAGAAUAGGAAGGACUUUUGCACAUAAUUUUCCUUAUUUUUUUCAGCUAUUGUCCUUAUUGUCAACCACCCCCCAAAAAAGCUGUUACACUUGGAAGUCACAAUCCUUUCCUCUCCAUCUUGUUUUUUAACAGAUUGCUGUUGUGAGCCAAGACUGUGUGCUGUUUGCUCGCUCUGUGCGCGAGAACAUCAAGUACGGCUUGGAGGACGCUUCCGAUGAGGAGAUGUUCAGAGCUGCCAAGCUGGCGAGUGCCCACGACUUCAUAAUGGACCUGUCCAAUGGAUACGACACAGGUUUGACCCAUAGACUCCGAUUUUGUUGGAGGGGAUGAGUUAGAAUCUUCAUAAGAAUCUGAAACUGAUUUCUGUUUGUCUUCGAUUUUGUUUUCAAAGCUUUCUCAGUUUUAAAUCAGUUCCUUGUUUGUUAGUUCGGUUGGAUUCUAGAGCGCACUGUCCCUUUUGUUAAAACUUAAAUCUGUUCAUCAUUUUCAGUGGGUUAAUCCAUCCCAUAGAAACACAAAUACGAUGACAGUAUGCUCCUCUGUUGGACAGAUGCUGGAGAGAAGGGAGGGCAGGUGUCUGGAGGUCAGAAGCAGCGCAUCGCCAUCGCCAGAGCUUUAAUCAGACGUCCUAGAAUCCUGAUACUGGACAACGCCACCAGUGAUCUGGACCCCGAGAAUGAAUACCAGGUGGAAAAAUCUCACAUUUUUCUGAUUAUUUAUUAUUGUUUUCUACAUUUUUAUACUGAAACCAAGACAUUAUUGUUCUCACCAGGUCCACCAAGCUCUGCUCAAACAAACCAAGGACUGCACCGUGAUGUUAAUCUCCAACAAAAUGAGUGUUGUGGAAAAGGCCGAUCAUAUAAUUGUCCUUUAUGAAGGCAUGGUGAAGGAGGAGGGAAGUCAUGAUGAGCUGCUGGAGAAAGAUGGCCAUUAUGCUGAGCUGGUGAGGAAGCAGAAUACAGGCUUUCACCGUCAAGGAGAGGAGGAGAAGGAGUUACAGUGAUCUGUGCGGGCAGCAGUACUAACGUAGUCUGAUUACUGGAGGGUUGCUGGUUGAAUGUCCUGACUUUCAGCUGCAUUUAGAACAUUUGAAUAUUAGCUACGGAUGCAAAACUUUCUGCAUCUGUCUGCCACCCUACAUCAGUAACCAAAGUCCUACCCACUAAUUGACACAACAAACACACACCUGAUGAGACGAUGGGCAAGGUAACUCAUUUCAUAUUCAUUACCCACAACUAGCAACCAGACUUCUGAACAUGUUCGAUCCAGAUCAACAGAAACACUGCUGACAAAAAAUAUUAAUAUUAAUAAAGUUAAUAUUAAGAGCAGCUGCCAAAGUCAGACAUUUCAACCUAAACUUCAAUGGAAGUGUCUACGGCAGGUACAAAGCGUCAAGAGCGGAGGAAUGCUGUUUUUUUUUUUGGAGCAACCUUAAUUGUGAGGAUAGGUUUGUAUGUAAAGUGUACUUUGUAGAGGCUUUUUUUGCACAUUGUGAAUUCUUCUUUGUGUGCCUUGGCCAUUCAGAAGACCCUAAAGGUGUGUUUCCACCGUGGGGUCUGCUUUGGUUCAGUAAAGUGCGGCACCGUUUGGUAGGGUAAACCCUGAUCUUGCAUUUCCACAGCAGAACCCGGCUGCAUGACAGCCUCAGAUGGGCUUGAAUUUUGGUGUGCACAUGAUGCUUUUACUCUGACACAGAUUUCAGGGCCGUUACUUGAUUAAAGAAGUAACUUUCACCUUUUUCUAUUUGGGCUUCAGGUGAUUUUUCACAGCAAAAUAAGUUUUCAUUAAUCACAUUAGCUGCAGGUAAGCUAACGUGAUUAUUCAAUAAUAUUAAAUCUUUUGGUUCUCAUCUCCCUCUGUAGCAAUCACUGUGCCCCUCUCACUUCUUGUGUCGGUAUGUGAAUUUUCCGAUCAUUUAUAUACUGUUGGCAGCUCAUCACACCACAAAACAUUUCCUGAUAAGAAUAAAAACGUAGAUAAAAUCGAGUCAUAAUUUAUUAAUCAAAUAAAUCAGGUUAAGAGAUAUAAUCCAGUAUGAUCUCCUUCAUCUCAAUCAUUACAUUUAGGGUCAGGUUAGAACCCUGUACCCUAACAAAACAGUGCCAAACGAGCAGGAUUGUAUGGGUUUGUCAUUAGGGUCCCAGUUUUUGGCAGUAGGAACAUAAAUAUUUGUGCAUCAUACUGUCCCUGACCCCUUUGUGAAAACCCAUCAUAAGUAAUCUUUCUGAACCCCUUUAGUUUGAGAGAGACUGGUUCUACUUGAAUUUGGUGAUAUGGAUAAAGUCCUGUAUCAGGGUCCAUUUAUACCUAUCUGUUUUAGACCUACAGAGAAAUUACUAAAUAUGAUAAAUGACACUUCUGUAGUGUAUCACCCUUAGUUCAUCAUUAAUUGAAUUAUUAUGACGUCAUAUUUAUAUGCCCACAGUGGUCUCUCACAGAUGUAGAGAUCAUAUUUAAAGGGUAAUUGUCUAUAUCAGUUCUUUCCAUGGUGUUCAUGAUCAUAUUUCCAAACCGACCAGUUCCUUAAGUGAAACUUUUGUGUAUUUGUGAUGGUAAAAGGAGUUUUUAUUGAAGAAAGUCUGAUGAUGACAGUACAUUAAGUUAAACAAUGUAGAUGAGGGAGAGCUGAAUCUACUGGCUUUAUGGAGGUCUUGGUUGUGAGAGUAGAUGUUUUGUACCGUAUUUUUGCACUUGUCUUCUCUCUGUUGCCUUUUUCUGUAUUAGUUUCUUCAAAAUAAAUGUUGAUUUUUUCUUCAAA